This is a messenger RNA of Pelobates cultripes (western spadefoot toad), 3730 nucleotides long. Lineage: Eukaryota; Metazoa; Chordata; Amphibia; Anura; Pelobatidae. The record is from the annotation of a GenBank genome assembly.
AUGUCAAGAUUCCUGAAUGAACAUUAUCUCUCUAGUACCGGCAUGGUUUGGGGUUAUAUAAGAAGUGCUCCUGUAAGAAAGGGAUUUAAAAAUGGAUGUCCUCUUGCAGAAGCAGUAAGCCAUGAUAUACACUAAAUGGGCAUUACAUGUUUAUACAGGCAGAGGCUAUAAUAAAUGGAAAAAAACAAUGAAUGUAUUCCUCCUUUUUUUUUCUUUUCUUUUAGUAAUAGGUUAAUUAGUGUUAUAAUUGAUACAUAUAAUUGUAAUAUAUUUUUAUAUUACUUUUAAAAACUCAAACAACCAUUUGAAAUUUUAUAUUUUUAUAUAUAUAUAUUACUUUACAUUUCGGUUUUGCUAUAACUAUAUUGUUCAGUUUUAAAGCGGCACUGUAACGCGGAACUUGCCUUUCUCCCAUUGUUUCCUCUUCCUUGUCUCAGGAUCUGUUCUUCUUUUGUUAUUUAUAUCUUGUUUUCUUUAAAACUACUACUAGGGACUACUUUGUCUUAUGUAUUUUUCCUAUGCUUUAAUUUCUCUGACUCAGGGAGGAGCUUAAGUCCUAUCCAGAAAGGUAAGUUUGGCCUGACAGAGCCGCUUUCAGUGCUGAAUAGCUGAUGUUGUAUUCAUUGUUAUUUUGCAUGUGGUUGUUAAAAAAACAAAAAACAAAAAAAACAGCGCUGCGAUAAUUAAGUAUUGUUUCUCUCAUACUACAUGGCUAAACAGUCAAAAACGUAUACUGUAUUGCGAUAUUUGCAUUGUUCCAAUAUAAUCAAAGUUAUGCUAUUUGUUUUUUUUUUGUAGAUUCAAUCAUUCAAUGAGGAAAUCCAAGGUAUUACUACAGCCGGUUUUUCAGCCUUGGUAUUUGAUGGUACGGUUGGUGCACCAAUGUGUCCCAGAACCUCAAGUAACUCGUACACCUUUACUAAAGAAAACGAAAAAAACGUAGACGCUUUACGCAAAUGGGCAAUUAAUCAUAUUGACCUUCCAAGAUCGAGAGUAAAACUGUCAGACGUGCAGCCUCUACAGUAUUUUGAUUUGAUCUGUCAUCUUGUUGCAAAGGCAGAGGUUGAUAAAACAUCUUAUCUCCUAAAAGUAAGAUGAUGCAUCUAAUUAUUGCACCUAUUCUCUUGUGCUUUUCACCUUUCACUGUGUGAUCAAGUCUCCAUUAGUCCCUAUGUCUACAAUAAAGAGAUACUAUAGGCAUCAAACAACGUAAGCUUAUUGUAAGGGAUAUAGAUCAUGCCCCUGCAGUCUCGGUGCUCAAUUCUCUGUCAUUUAGCAGUUAAAUCACUGUUUAUACAGCCCUUGUCACACAUUCCCUGGCUGUUACCUGCACAGAAUUCAUGGAAAAAGUUUUCAUUUUAAACCUGAUGUUAACUUGCUUUAUAAGUUUUUAUCUCCUACUCUUUAAAUUGAACUUUAAUCACACACGACAAGUUAUUUAACUCCUAAAUUACAGAGAAUUGAGCACUUAGACUGCAGGGCAUGAUCUAUAGAAACAAGUGCUGCAUCAAGCUAAAGUUGUUUUGGUGCCUAUAGUGUUCCUUUAACUUUACACGAAGGAUGGUGUGUACACUUUAUUGAUGCGCACUCGUAGUUUUAUUCUCAGAGUUUUCCAAAUGUACCAGUUGUCUCUGCAAUUAUCUAACAAGCAUAACCUUUGCAAACACCCUUCUCCAUGGUCUUAUUGCGCUAAAAAAUCUGCAUCAACCGUAGUGACCUCAUUAAAUUAAAUAAAAUACCACAGAGGCUUAAUAUUUGUAAUUCAAACUAAGAGGCUAGUCUCCUGUGCAUUAAAAAAAAAAAGGAAAAAGCCAAUGAACUUGUAAUCUCUUUAUGAAGUAAACAAGUACGAUUUAAUUUGGAUUAUUAUGUAAAGUAUACUUACAAUUCUGUCUGAUCUUUUAUUUGUUUAUUGGUAAUGUUGACUUGAGUGUGUAAAUGCCAUUGUUUGCGUGCAUGUGUAAUGUGAAUUAAUCUGCUCAAACUGAAGGCUACAUAAGAAAAUAAAAAUUAAAGGACCACUACAGUGCCCUGAGGGUGCCCCCACCCUCAGGGUCCCCCUCCCGCAGGGCUGGAUGGCGAGGAAAGGGUUAAAUCUUAUUUUUUUUUCCAGUGCCGGGCGGGGAGCUCUUCUCCUCCUCUUCGGCUGAACUUCGCAUGCACGGCAAGAGCUGCGCGCGCAUUCAGCCUGUCUCAUAGGAAAGCAUUCAUAAUGCUUUCCUAUGAACGCUGGCAUCAUCUCACUGUGAUUUUCACAGUGAGAAGCACGCAAGCGCCUCUAGCGGCUGUCAAUGAGACAGCCACUAGAGGCUUUAGAGGCUGGAUUAACCCAUUUAUAAACAUAGCAGGUUCUCUGAAACUAGGUUUAUAAAAAAAAAAAAAAAAAGGUUAAUCCUAGAGGGACCUGGCACCCAGACCACUUCAUUAAGCUUAAGUGGUCUGGGUGCCUAGAGUGGUCCUUUAACAGGAGACAAGAGUAACAACAACAAAGACUAAAAGUUCCUUGCAGUAUUCAUCGUACCUAGUUAUUGCAAAAUGUAUAUAGAAAUGUUAGAAUGCCUCCAUACUGGACUUUAAUAACAUAGGAGCCAGUUGUGUGAAACAUUUUCUUGUUUUUAUAAAUAUUUUGCAGUAAUUUAUUGCACUUGAGGUUUAAUUUAAUACACCUUUUAUUUUGUUUUAAUAGAAUGUGUAAUAUAAGGUUAUUCAAAAGUAUAUGUCCCAUUCUUCUUGAUCAAAAUUCUCCAAACAAUAUUCGUAAUAUUAGUAGUAAGGCAAGCUGGUUUAUUUACUAAAUCUAAAAUUGUGCUGGUUUGAACAUUUUAGGUCAAACUAUUGGAAUUUUACUGACACUGUGACAUGUUUCUUGAAAGCCAAUGCAUGUUGAAGGACCCACUCCAGCAUUAGAAAUAAUUACAUGUAUUUGUAACUCUGGACUGUUGCAAAGAUCAUUUAGAUUACGAGUAAUCACACUGCACCAAUACAAUGAUUCCCAUAGAGUGAUAAUGAAUCCAAUGCUUUCUGUGAGAAGCCCUUACUUCCACUUUGAGCCAAGGCUGAUGUGCUUUAUGUCUUUCGAAUGUUGCUUUAAAGAUAUGAUUUAUCGGUGCCAACUUCUCAGGUUUUUUUUUUUGCAGAUGUAAUUGAAUCAAAAAUAAAAGGUGAGUAGUAUUAUUUAUCUUUAAAUAUAUACAUUUUACUUUAUUUGGCAGGUGUGGGAUGGUACCAAAUGUGUUUCCCCUACAUGGAAAAUUUGUGUAGAAGACGAGGCGCUGAUAGGGGAAAGAAGUCUUAUCCACAAACUGCGCAAUCUCACAGUAGAUGUUUUGGUUUAUGAUAAUCACGUGGAAUCUGCAAAAUUUCUGAAGGUAAUUAACCAAACUGUAAAUGUACACUAAUGCAUUUGGAUGAAAAAAAAUGUAAUUGUGUAAAAUUAUUGUAUGUAAUAGCAUUGUAGACAGUAGCAUAUUUAUGGUCAAACAUUUAAAUCAUUUUAAGACAGUCAUAUAUGUAGAUUAAUAUAAUAAUCUAAGCUCUUGUAAGUUCAGAAGGAAUCACGAUGUGUCCCACAGUGAAAAUCUCUAGGUAUGGGGUUCUUAGAAAUGUAAGACACAAUUUCACUGUGUCAGAUGAUAUGAAAAGGAAGUUAAUUUCAUGAAAACCUUUUUUUUUUUUUCUCUCUCUUUCAUAGGGUACUUAUCAGAGUAUAGUUUUCUUAAUUGAAAUAUAG